GUGCUAGUGUCGUACCUGAACGCACCACACAGACGCGCGCCAUUUUCUCGCCAGGAGUCGCUCCAAAAAUAACGAAAACAUUUGUGUUUAAACAUCAAACUCGCCUUAUUUACCCCGCACUCCUUGGUAAUAUCAACUUAGCCGGCCCGACAAUGAGUGACGUCGACGACGGCAACCAUGAUAGACGGGGGUCUCUCUCCCCACCUAAAUUGGAUCGUGGAAGUCCAGCACGGGCCAAGUCGAGGAGUAGGUCAAGAUCUCCAAGCACAUCCCGAGGCCCCAGACGCUCUGUGUCCAGAUCUCGCUCUCGGUCCAAAUCCAGGUCUGGUUCCCGGCGGGACUCAAGCCGCCGCUCGCGCUCCCGGUCUCAUUCCCGCAGACGCAGGUCCCGUUCGCGCUCCUACAGCCCCCACUCCCGCCGCAGGAAGAGCCAGAGCUCCUCCCCGGCGUCGAGCCGUCGCCGUCCCACAGCCGGCAGGAGCCAUGACACAAAAGAAGCAAACAGUCAUGGCGAAGGUGCUGAUGUUAGGGAGAACCCUGACCCCAGCACAUGUUUGGGGGUGUUCGGCCUGAGCUUGUACACCACAGAGCGAGACCUGAGGGAUGUGUUUUCACGAUACGGCCCUCUGGCCGGGGUCAACGUGGUGUUCGACCAGCGCUCAGGUCGCUCCAGGGGCUUCGCCUUUGUUAACUUUGAGAAAAUUGAGGAUUCCAAAGAGGCGAUGGAGCAAGUCAAUGGCAUGGAGUUGGACGGGCGGAACAUCCGCGUGGAUUUUUCCCUGACCAAGCGGCCUCACACGCCCACACCUGGCAUCUACAUGGGCAGACCCACUCACAACGGUGGUGGCCGCAGGGGAAGAGACUCCAAUUUCGACCGAUACGAAAGAUCCGACCGAUACAACGAUCGAUAUAACGACCGUUACAACGACAGAUACGAUCGAAACGACAGAUACAACGACAGAUACGAUCGAAACGACAGAUACGAUGAAUAUGACUACCGGUACAGUCGCAGGCACUCCCCGUCUCCGGAGUACGGUAGAUACAGGUCUCGCUCACGGUCUCGCUCCUACAGCCCACGACGCUACUGAGAUCCUCCUCCUGUUUUUCAACCAGCAUGUCUUUAUUCCCUUUGAAUUGUUGUUUACAUACAUUAGAACAAAGAACCUCUUUCUGUAGUUUUAGUCUGGAGAUGGUCAUUGGCUUGGAGAAGUAAAGCUUCGCUCUUCUUAAAUACUUUUAUGAUCACACUUCUUUUUUUCUGUAGUGUCUGUGCAUGGACAUUCAAAGCUGGCCCUUGUACGCAUUAGAAUCAAGUUUUAGUCCUGUGGGUGUGGGAGUUAAGGAUGUGUGGGUGAGGUGGGAAAACAAGACAACAAAGCCCAUGCCAGGAUGUGUUCACACAACUUGAGGUUAAUGUCACGCUAAUAAGUGUCUCUCAAAUUUACCACCGCUUUCAUUCAACAUUCACCAAUAAAACAAGGUGGAAAAGAAAG
Messenger RNA from Entelurus aequoreus (snake pipefish), 1493 nucleotides. RefSeq names its product transformer 2 alpha homolog (gene tra2a). The coding region runs from base 153 to 1088 and encodes 311 amino acids. Gene Ontology annotation, cellular component: spliceosomal complex. The transcript has 9 exons. NCBI's taxonomy places the organism in Eukaryota, Metazoa, Chordata, Actinopteri, Syngnathiformes, Syngnathidae. Gene Ontology annotation, biological process: positive regulation of mRNA splicing, via spliceosome. Gene Ontology annotation, molecular function: RNA binding. The record is from RefSeq and is a predicted model, not a curated record.